CAUCACCCAGCUACACGGCCGGUGCCACUGCCAUAUCGCUGCUGCUACGACGACGAGCUAUAAUUGCACGGUGCGUUGCGUUGCGUUCUAUCACAAGACGCGCGCGCGCACGCAGCAUAGAUAUAUAUGGCGAAGAUGCUGUGUAAACGAAAGCAGCAGGCGGCGGCAACGACGAGCAAGCAGCAGGGCUCGACAGCGUCGUCGCCGGUCCGCGCCCGCGCCGGCGCCGGCGACGGGGCAGCGAUGCCGAGAGGGUACGUGCCCAUGCGGCUCGUUGGCGACGGCGGCGAGGACGAGGAGCAUGAUGAGACUGUUCUGGUGCCGGUGGCGCUGCUCAAGGAGCCGCGCAUGGUGGAGCUGCUGGAGAUGGCGGAGCGGCAGUACGGGUACGGCCAGCCCGGCGUGCUGCGGAUCCCCUGCGACGCCCGGCGCUUCGAGCAGCUCAUGGGUCUGGCGUGCAUGGCCAGGUAGCUAGUAGACGGGGGUAGCCUACAGGGGGGGUGCGGUAGUAGUUCUAAAAUUUGUCAUGUACAAAUGGCGUACGCGCGUGCAGCUCAGACGAGUAAGAAGAAAUUCUUGUUCAUCGGCUGUAAGUGCCCUUUUUUGUAUUCUUGUAAUAGGCCUUGCAGAUGCCUGCAACCAUGCAUUGGCUUUGCAAAUUGAAGCCGUUUGUCUUGCAGCUUCAAUCGGGUCACUUCAUCAA
Sorghum bicolor (sorghum) is the source of this 703-nucleotide messenger RNA. Its product is annotated as auxin-responsive protein SAUR40. The coding region runs from base 127 to 471 and encodes 114 amino acids. NCBI's taxonomy places the organism in Eukaryota, Viridiplantae, Streptophyta, Magnoliopsida, Poales, Poaceae. Gene Ontology annotation, biological process: response to auxin. The record is from RefSeq and is a predicted model, not a curated record. The transcript has a single exon.